CUAUCGAUGUAUAUCGAUAAAUUCGACAAGAACUGCACCGCGCUGCUGGCAUGUGCAAUAGUACACGACGCUCGUGAAAUCUUUUCGUUUGUGUAUUAAAAGGGCAAAAUCUAGCUGCCGUUUUUGUGCAUUCCAAAAUGGUCGAAGACAAGGAGAACGUGGCCAACGGGGAGCAGGUCUCCAAGAAGGGAGCUAAAAAGCUGGCCAAGGCCGCCAAGAAAGCCGAACAAAAAGCGGAGAACGCCUCCACCGCAGCUGCCAACAAUGCAGCCGGAGAUUCUGCCGAGGAUCACGCGGCCGGACGUUAUGGACUCUCCGAGAUGAUCCAGUCCAAGGACAAGCGUAGCGAAAGGAAUUUCUUCCCUGUCUCGGAACUGAAUGGCCAGGUGGGCAAAGGACUCGUCUGGGUGCGAGGACGCGUUCACACAUCGAGGGCCAAGGGCAAGCAGUGCUUCCUCAUCCUGCGCCAGCAGAGCAGCACGGUCCAAUGCAUCCUGGCAGUGGGCGAUAUCAUAUCCAAGCAGAUGGUCAAGUUUGCGGGCAAUAUUCCCAAGGAGAGCAUCAUCGAUAUCCAGGCCAAGCCAGUGGCGGUAUCCAGCAAAAUUGAAUCCUGCACUGAGCAAUCGCUGGAGCUGUCCGUCGAACAGAUCUUUGUGAUUUCCCAAGCCAAAGCCCAGUUGCCGUUGCAAAUCGAGGACGCUUCGCGUCCGGAGACUGCCGAUGAUGCGGAGGGCCUAAAUAUUCGCGUGAACCAGGACACGCGUCUCGACAAUCGAGUGCUGGACCUGCGGACCCCGGCGAAUCAGGCCAUUUUCCGACUGGAGGCGGGAGUGUGUCGUUUAUUCCGUGACAUCCUCACCGAGAAGGGCUUCACCGAGAUCCACACACCCAAGAUCAUUUCGGCGGCCAGCGAGGGAGGCGCCAAUGUGUUCACCGUGAGCUACUUCAAGGAUUCGGCUUAUCUGGCGCAGUCGCCGCAGCUGUACAAGCAGAUGGCCAUUGCCGCUGAUUUCGACAAGGUCUUCACCGUGGGCGCAGUUUUUCGGGCGGAGGACUCGAACACCCAUCGGCAUUUGACCGAGUUCGUUGGUCUCGAUCUGGAGAUGGCCUUCAAGUACCAUUACCACGAGGUGCUGCACACGAUUGGCAACACGUUUACCGCGAUUUUCAAGGGACUGCGCGACAAGUAUGCCCGUGAGAUCGAGUCCGUGGGCCAGCAGUACAAGGUGGAUGCCUUCAAGUUUCUGGAGCCGCCGCUAAUCCUCCAGUUCGCCGAAGGCGUGGCAAUGCUCCGUGAGGCUGGUGUGGAGACGGGUGACGAGGAGGAUCUGUCGACGCCCAACGAGAAACUACUGGGUCGUCUGGUCAAGGCCAAGUACGAUACUGACUUUUACAUCCUGGACAAGUUCCCGUUGGCGAUACGACCCUUCUACACGAUGCCCGACCCGAACAAUCCCGUCUACUCCAACUCGUAUGAUAUGUUCAUGCGUGGCGAGGAGAUCCUGUCCGGCGCGCAGCGUAUCCACGAUCCCGAGUACUUAAUGGAGCGGGCCAAACACCAUGGCAUAGAUACAUCCAAGAUUGCGGCGUACAUUGAGUCCUUCCGUUAUGGAUGUCCUCCUCAUGCUGGCGGUGGUAUUGGAAUGGAGCGUGUGGUGAUGCUGUAUCUGGGAUUGGACAACAUCCGAAAGACAUCCAUGUUCCCACGUGAUCCCAAGAGGUUAACGCCUUAAACACCGAAAAACUCAAACAACUCUACUCUUUAGAUGUGAAUUAAAUUCGAUAAAACAUUUGUUUUACUUUCCCUGUGACUUUCCAAGCAUUCAGUUCUUUUUAUUUCGUGUAAGUUUUUUCCCCAUUUCUCAAGACUAACAUGCUGAGGAGUUGUUAAACAACGAGAAAAAUGUACGAGAAGACUGCCUAGAGUCAAAUUUAUUUGGAAACUCGUAAGAAAAUAAAUAUUUGCCCGUGCGUUUUGUA
Messenger RNA from Drosophila ficusphila, 1980 nucleotides. It is a transcript of the gene AspRS, whose product is annotated as aspartate--tRNA ligase, cytoplasmic. Gene Ontology annotation, biological process: aspartyl-tRNA aminoacylation. Gene Ontology annotation, molecular function: ATP binding; RNA binding; aspartate-tRNA ligase activity. Gene Ontology annotation, cellular component: cytoplasm; aminoacyl-tRNA synthetase multienzyme complex; cytosol. Bases 138 to 1733 code for a protein of 531 amino acids. The transcript is spliced from 5 exons. Lineage: Eukaryota; Metazoa; Arthropoda; Insecta; Diptera; Drosophilidae. The record is from RefSeq and is a predicted model, not a curated record.